Molecule: messenger RNA, 5272 nt
Organism: Monodelphis domestica (gray short-tailed opossum)
Lineage: Eukaryota; Metazoa; Chordata; Mammalia; Didelphimorphia; Didelphidae
Gene: MIGA2
Product: mitoguardin 2
Biological process (GO): mitochondrial fusion
Source: RefSeq, a predicted model, not a curated record
GAAGGUCCCGCCCCUUCGGCUGGGCAUCAGGGUUCGGCUGCGCCGCCGGCGAAGGAGACGCUGCCCUUCCGAAGCGAUGGAGCUGCCGAUUUGUGGAAACUGAAACUCAGAUUAAAUGACUUGCCCAUGGUCACUCAGCUAUUGUUCUUGUAGUGCUGCAAAGGGACUUUGGCAUUGGAGUCUCCCUUUAGGAAUGUGAAUGUGACUGUGGCCCCAUGGGCAGCGAGUUGAAACAUUUCUCCAAGCCAUUCCCAUCGUGGGACUUUGGGGUUCUCACAGCUGCAGCUCUAACGCGGGAUGGCUUUCCGAAGAACCGAAGGCAUGUCCGUGAUCCAAGCUUUGGCCAUGACGGUAGCAGAGAUACCUGUGUUUCUCUACACAACCUUUGGACAGUCGGCAUUUUCUCAGCUACGACUAUCUCCGGGCCUGCGGAAAGUACUCUUUGCUACAGCACUGGGAACAGUGGCCUUGGCUUUGGCUGCCCAUCAACUGAAGCGCCGUCGUCGACGGAAGAAACAGAUUGGCCCAGAGAAAGGAACUGGGAAGCCUGGAACUGUUCCUAUUCCCAUUUUCAUGGCCAGAAAAGUUCCAUCAGUGAAAAAAGGUUAUUCCAGCCGAAGGGUCCAGAGUCCCAGCAGCAAGAGCAAUGACACCCUGAGUGGCAUUUCCUCUAUCGAACCCAGCAAACACUCAGGCUCCUCUCACAGCCUGGCCUCGAUGGUGGCAGUGAACUCCUCUAGCCCAACAGCUGCAUCAUCUGGGCCCUGGGAUCCUAGAGUAACUGAAGAGUCGGGGGCUGCUGGUGAUGCAAAUGCAGAGAAUCUCUACAUUCAAGAAGGAAUGGAGCUGUUUGAAGAAGCACUGCAGAAAUGGGAGCAGGCCUUGAGUAUUGGACAGAGGAGAGACAGUACCAGCACCCCCACACCCUGGGACAAUCUCAAGAGUCCAGAGACCAUAUCUGAGGUACUCUCAGAGCCAGAGUCCCAGAAAAAGGAGUUUGCUGAGAAGCUAGAAUCCCUUCUACAUCGGGCAUACCACCUGCAGGAGGAGUUUGGCUCUACAUUCCCAUCAGAUAGUAUGCUCUUGGAUCUAGAGAGGACUCUCAUGCUGCCUCUCACAGAAGGUUCACUGAGGCUUCAGGAAGAUGAUGAGGACAGUCUUUCCUCCGAGGACUCUUUCUUCUCUGCUGCAGAGCUGUUUGACUCACUACAGAUAGGGGAUCUCCCUUUUCAACUCUCCAGGCCAGCUGCAGCAUACGAGGAGGCCUUGCAACUGGUGAAAGAAGGGAAGGUUCUCUGUCGGACACUAAGGACAGAACUUCUGGGUUGCUACAGUGAUCAGGACUUCCUGGCUAAAUUGCACUGUGUCCGGCAGGCCUUCCAGGGACUUCUGCAAGAUGAAAGUAACCAGCUGUUCUUUGGGGAGGUUGGGAAACAAAUGGUGACAGGCCUGAUGACCAAAGCUGAAAAGAACCCAAAGGGCUUCUUGGAAAGUUAUGAGGAGAUGUUGAGUUAUGCCCUGAGACCAGAGACUUGGCCUACCACACAGCUGGAGCUGGAAGGGCGGGGGGUGGUAUGCAUGAGUUUCUUUGACAUCGUGUUGGACUUCAUCCUUAUGGACGCCUUUGAGGACCUAGAGAACCCCCCCUCCUCUGUACUUGCUGUCCUGCGCAAUCGCUGGCUCUCUGAUAGCUUCAAGGAAACGGCUUUGGCCACUGCUUGCUGGUCAGUCCUGAAAGCCAAGAGGAGGCUCCUAAUGGUGCCUGAUGGCUUCAUCUCUCAUUUCUACUCCGUAUCGGAGCAUGUUAGCCCCGUUCUUGCCUUUGGCUUCUUAGGGCCCAAGCCACAGCUGGCUGAAGUCUGUACUUUUUUCAAGCAUCAGAUUCUGUACUACCUGAAGGACAUGUUUGACUUGGACAAUGUACGCUAUACCACAGUGCAGUCACUCUCAGAGGACAUCCUUCAGCUGUCCCGCAGACGCAGUGAGAUCCUACUAGGUUACCUGGGAACAGAACCUGUCCGUGAGAUGAACGGGAUGUUGCCCCAUGAAAACGGACCCCUGGAGGAGCUUCAUUAACCUCCAUGCUAUCCUGAGGAGGGCUAACUCCUCUCCUCUGUUAUUCUCACCUAUGGCAAUGGGGGCUUCUCUCCUGAAUUACAUGAGUGGCAUUGGCUUAGCCUGGCCCUUGACUUCACUGACCUCAGGGUCCAUCUGCUUGCCUUCCAUGGAGGGAUCUGCCAGUGUCUUGGACCAGUCGAUUGCUUCUUUUCCCUUAGGUUGGAAUUCUAGGCUCCAGAUCUCAGCUCAGAAGGACCAAUUCAUUGUAGCUGCCAGCAGCCACAAAUUAAUAUUUGUGGGUGGACACCCGAGACACACUUGGAUUCCUAUAUUCAUGAUGCCCCUCUCCUCUCCCCCUCCUUUUUGAACAGUGGCAGUUCCCUUGCCAUGGCCAGGAAGCUAAUAUGUCUCCCCUUGGCUUCUUUCUCCUGGGGAAUCAGCUGGCAAUGCCUUGUUUGUGAGACUGGAAGUAAGGUCAGCACAGAUGUCUGUCUCACUAGGUGGGCUUAGCAGUGCAGCUGUGAUGAUGUGCCUUGGUUAGGUGAGGGAUUAGUGGAUUUCUUGGAAGGCUGAGAAUGUGAAGUUUCUUAGUCCUGUCCCCAUCAAGGCUGGUUGUUUCUUUAGUCAAAUCUGAGAAGAUUCAGUGCUCUGGAAUGUGCUGUUGGGUGUGAUGAUGGAGGAAUGAAGUAGAUUGAGGGGCAAGAACCAGAAGGAGAGUUGUGUAUAACAGGGAAAAGAAAGGACAAGACCUAGAGGGAGGAGUGGGGGAAUAGGGAUGGAACUCUUAACAUUUAGCAGGCCCUUAGGAUUGCUCCAGAGACACCAUUUGAUGUGGAAUCACUGGCUGUGAGCCAUUGAGACCUAGGGUAGGUUUGCUGAGUCAAGAACCUCAUUUUCAGUAGGGAUGUGGGGCCAUGGGAUUAAAGGGUAAUCUUUGCUACUGCUGAGGAUGAGAGAGAGAGAGAAUGAGAGAAUAUAAGAGUACAUCAAGGGACGGUGUCCACCAAAGGGAGGGGGUAGCCAAAGGGGUGAGGGCCACAAUUAUUCUUAAUGGAAAUGAAUGUCAGAAAUCUGACUGGCUGGUUUUUAUUUCCCUGGCCUAUGGGCACCUUUCCUAUUUCACCUGCAGUGAAGAACUUAAGAAUAGCAUGGAGAUCUCAAUAGAGUGGGAACACAAAUGGCCAAAUAGAUGACAAAAGCUAAAUACUAGGAACCUGGGAGAUGAGAAUGGAAUGAGAUAAGGAGGAUCCCAGAAAGUUAGAGUGGGAAAGAGAUAAGAUCAUUGAGUCAGCUCUUUCACUUUACAGCCAAGGAAACAAAGAGUCCCAGGGAAGUGAAGGACCUUGGCUCAGUCACACAACUAGUCAGUGGGAGAGCUGAGACUUCCCUUUAGAUUUUCCAAUUCUAGAUACAACAAUCUCAAUUAUACCACAAAUCUGCAGUCUGCUGACCAGAGCAAAGAAGGUCAUUUAGAGUUUGCCAAAUAUGUAUUGGUGUCCCUUCCUAAUCCUCUCCAUCCAGCAAGAAGGAAGCAGCCCUGAGGACCAUCUUUUUUUAAACCUUUAUUUAUAUUGUGUGAGUGUUGAGUUGAGCAUCUAUUGCCUUCUACCCUCUACCUGGAAAGAUCACUUACAUAUUUAGUGUUGCUUGGAAUAAUUCCUGAGCUGAUGACCAUGGACCAUGAUCUGCAGAGUUUUAUUCCCUUACAAAAUGUAUAAGCUUACUUGGACUCAUCGUUUUGGCCCAAGUGUUCCAGCUCCUCUUUGCUACUAAAACCAGCCCAUUAUCCUUGAUGCUGCCACUCUGUGCUGAGACCAGAUGAAUGUCUGCCAGCAUGGGCAGGGGGGCCUGAUGUUUUGGUGAUUUUGUAUUGUUGGUCAAUGGGUAGAGUCUAACCAGCACAAAAAAUCAGCCACUCCUUUACCUACCAACCAAACUGCUCUGAAGAAUUCAAAAACACCUUUUCAAGAGACUUGUUUGGUUAUUGUUUUCCCCUUUCUAAAGACUGGGAUGGUAUUCCACCUUCACCAAAGACUCCUGGCAGUACCCUUGGGAAAGAGCUGACCAAAGCCUUCUGGGGUCUUGAAUUGCUCUGGAAGCUAGUCUCCAGUGCUGUGGGGGCAGUAUUUUCAGCAUCGAGGAGCUCCCUUCCCAGUAUCUGGCAGUUGAUUACCUUCUGGGAAACCAUCACUCCCAAACCAAGAGUCUUUGUGCCCUGGCCCUUUCUCUCUGUGUGUCUCAUCCCUUAGCACUAUAUACAACUAGCACUUUCAUUAUGAUUGGUCAGGCCCUGGGGUGGGGCUCAUGGCCUCAACAGAUUUGGGGAAGAAUAGUGAUGGGUAGAUAACAAGUUUCCCCUUACUCUGUUUACUCACAGAUGUAUCUCCCAGAACUUUUUAUUUAGCUAGAGAGCAAACAAAUACUCUAUCAAUGUAGUCUAAGUUUAGAGAGCUGUAUUUGGUAUUCUAACACAGUUGGCCACUAUAGAUAAGUUAUGUUAGCAUUUCUCUAAACUAUCCUUGUGUUCAAGAGUUUCUAUCUUAGCCCUGCAGACUCACUUCACUCAUAGCGAUUAAUUACAGCAUUGGGCUUGAGUAGGACUUUUUAAAAAACUGCCUUAAUGGGGCAGAAAAGUUGGGUUGUCCCCGAAAAAGUCGAGUUUGGGAUGUGUUAGGCUUCUUAAAGUCUUAAGAACUAGCUUUUGGGGGCAGGGUCCCAAGUCAAAUUUUACGGGGAAUAAAAAGAUUGGAAUGAAAUUUUAUAAAAUAUGCACAUUUGUCUUCCUGCUAGAUUUUAUUGUUUGCUCCCUCCUUCUGAACCAUCUUGCCCCAAACUUCUAGAAGAUAUGAAUCCUGAUCAUUUCAGUCAUUCAUAGCUCCCUUUGGUACUAAAUGUGCCUCUAUGGACAGUAAACUGAAGAACUGGUCCCCUGGGAGGGCAGUGUGCUUUCUAGGUGGAAAUGGUCUUCUCCUAAUCUCCAUUCCUCCAACACUCCAUUGUCACUCACACACAAUCUACGAAUGUAACCUUGUGCUUGAUUCUUUCUCUCUUUGUCUUUUGCUCUGAUCUCAUAAAGGUAUAAUUUCACUUGAUUUUGUUUGUUUACCUAUCCAUGAACUGCCUCUGACUGAUUUACAGCUUUUAUCUUUUGUACGGUAGGUGGAGUGUGUUGACUGGAGUCAAAUAAAAAAUAAUUAAAAAAAUUUUUCUUAAA